This is a messenger RNA of Cynara cardunculus var. scolymus (artichoke), 1162 nucleotides long. RefSeq lists its product as uncharacterized. The transcript has a single exon. Bases 332 to 1162 code for a protein of 276 amino acids. Lineage: Eukaryota; Viridiplantae; Streptophyta; Magnoliopsida; Asterales; Asteraceae. The record is from RefSeq and is a predicted model, not a curated record.
AGACUUGUAUUUCAUCUAUUUUAUUUGAGUUACAUCCUUGGUAUAAGCAUGAGCCUAUAUUAACUCCCAUCAAAGCGUUAUCUUCGCUUCAAGAACCUCCAUUGAUGAAGCUUCAGAGAGAAACCAAAUUAGAGCUCCAUAGCCAAAUUCAACAAGCACACACAGUCUAUGUGUUCUUGUUUGACUCCAACACAUUCUCACAUAGUGUUUGUGUGUGUUCUUGUUUGUCUGCAAUACAUACAUAGUGUUUAUGUGUGUAUGAAUUUUUGGUCUUCUUUUUGGGAAAAAAGUGAGGUUUUUUUUGGAGCUGUGAUACGUUUGAAGAACAGAAAUGAAGAGAUCAACGAGACCCAUAUCGAGUCCAGGAAGAACAGAGAAGUUUCCACCGCCAUUGAUGAGGUUUCUAAGAAGCAACGUGGGAAGCAAGAGCAGCAGCAGAGGAAGAAGAUCACGUGCCAGCCCUAUGUUCAUUAAGAAGAAAAAUACAGUUAUCGAGACAACUCAAGAACCAUCUUCCCCUAAAGUCACGUGCAUCGGCCAAGUCCGUGUCAGACGCUCCAAGAAAAACAAGACCACCACCACCACAUCCAUCACCAGAACCACCAUCCGCCACCCAAGUAACCGCCUUUGCGGAUGCCUAAGAAAACUCAAACCCAAAUGGUGCCGUAGCGUUUUGCGCAAAUGGGUCUCGUUUUUCCGAUGUGGGUACUGCAAAAACUCAAGAGAUUUACAUGAUUCACCACCGGUGACUCCGAGAAGUUUGUACCAGAACGCCGCCGGCGACAAUGGCGAAGAAGACGAACACGUGACUGUAGAAGCUGAUAAUCGGGGUUUGAUUUCACGACCACCGCCGCGAAAUGCGUUUUUGCUAACAAGAUGCAGAUCUGCUCCGUACAGAUCUUCUUCCUUAGCAAGUAAAUUUUGGGAAUCAACAAUGGAGAAAACAGAAGAGGAAGAAGUUGCAGAAAAGAUUAAAAAAUUGAGUAUUAAAGAAGAAGAAGAAGCAGCAGAAGAAGAAAUUGCGAAUGAUAAUGGAGUAAAUGAAAGUAAAUGUAAUGAAUGCAAUGGAGUUGAAGAAUUGAAGAACAUUAAAGUAACGCCAUUGAUUCUGACCAGGUGUAAAUCAGAACCUGCAAGAACAUGGGAUCAGAUUAUUGUAUGA